This is a messenger RNA of Triticum aestivum (bread wheat), 1515 nucleotides long. RefSeq lists its product as uncharacterized. Bases 1 to 1101 code for a protein of 366 amino acids. The transcript is spliced from 5 exons. The record is from RefSeq and is a predicted model, not a curated record. NCBI's taxonomy places the organism in Eukaryota, Viridiplantae, Streptophyta, Magnoliopsida, Poales, Poaceae.
AUGAAGCUCGGCUUCCUUCUGGAUCUCAAAGCUGACAUCAGGUACAACCAAAAUACGCAAUACGUGAGCGCAAUACGGUGCCGGCACCCAGCAAGCGUGGCGCCCAAGCAGCUGUCAUGCCGAGCGAAUAAACGGAGGGCAUCUAUUCUCCCCCCACCCCGCGUCCUCGUGACGGCCCCCCUUUCCCCUCCCCACCCCACCAAACCAAAUCAAACCAUCCACACAGGGGAAAGGAACCCUACCUCGCCGGGUCCCCGACCGCCGACCGACAUGGCCGCCGCCGGUUCCUCCGCCGCACCCCUCCCGGCCCCAAUCUCCCUCAACGACAAGGCGGCGGCCGUGGGCGGCGGGGUCGGCGGCGACCGGGCGGCGGGGGGCUGCGGGGUGUGCGCGAUCUGCCUCGACAGGAUCCCGCUCCAGGAGACGGCGCUCGUCAAGGGCUGCGACCACGCCUACUGCGUCACUUGCAUUCUGAGGUGGGCAUCCUACAAGCAGACACCAGUAUGCCCGCAAUGCAAGCACCCGUUUGAGUUCCUCAGUGUGCACCGCUCUCUUGAUGGCUGCCUUCAUGACUACAUGUUCGAUGAGAGCGUUUGUCUUCUUCUGAGAGCCACUUGGUUUAAGCCUCUGGUCGUAGAGGCUCACGAGGAGGCUCAGGAGGAAGAAGACAUUUACCGCAGUUACCAAUAUGAUGAUGGCGAUGAGGAUGACCUUUAUGAGGAAUACAUAAGCAGGUCACCGAGCAUUCGAAUUGGCAACAGGAGGUGGGGUGACAAUGGGUACGUCAGAGGGGGCAGGAGGGAGGCCAGGCCAGUAGUGAUCCCUCCUGUUGUUGAUGCUGUUCCAUCCAGGACUCCCAAGAAGAAAGAGGGAUCAGCAUCAGGUUCAGGAUCAGGUUCAGUGUCCAAGGAUGUCGCAGGACGGCGGGCAAGAAGGGCUCAGAAGCGAGAGGCUGCUGACAAGGCGGCUGCAGAGAAGCACCUCAAGCUCCUGCAGAGGCUGGGCCGCGGGAAAACUCCCGAAGCGCCACCUGAAGCACCGGAAUCACUUGAGGUUGGUCCUCCAGAGUCACUCGAGGUUGGUCCUCCUGUGAUCGAGUGAUCCAUCAGCCUCUGUAGAUAACGGUGCUGCGGGGAACGCUGCAGCCCCUGGGAGCCCCUCCAAUAAUUCUCCCGGUGCGAAGAAGAGGAAACCGGGCCUUGUAUCCUGGCAACUUUGUCGCGUUGUACAGUAAUUUAGCUUCGAGUCACUCGUUAGGUCGGUCAUCGGAGCUGCUACCCAGUCUGCUCCAGAUGCAGCGAUGUGGUUGGUCGGUCGGUUUAUCCCACACUGAUAGUUGUUUAAUUCAAAAAGGUCAUGUACUCGUGUCGUAUUAGGGGGGCACAAAAAUUGCUUGCUGUGCUAAUUUUCCUGGCAAUGUGGCAAUUCUGGUAGGUUGUUACAUCCAUCUACCCAAAAAGAAAAUGGAAUGGGGGAACAGAGUCUUACUGUGAAUACACUUUGCUUACUGAGUUA